UUGCUCUUCCGUAUUUACUAGAGCGGGUCUGUUGCUUUGAUUCUGCAUAGGUGAAUAAUUGCCCGUAUGCUUUAAAAACAGAUAUACAGACAAUUGCAAGGGGCACACAGUGGAAUUAAUUUCUAAAACUAUGUUUUUUCUUUCUACGUACACAAGGCGGUUACGUCGUAUUUAAAUCAACAAAAGAAUAAUAAUAAUAAUUAUAAUAAUAAUAAUAAUCAUAAUAAUUAUAAUUAUAAUAAAAGGAUUUAUCCAUUCUUUCAAAUUUGUUUCUGUUUCCAAAAAAAAACUAAGAAAGGGGAAAAUAUACUACAAAACCUGGAACUCGAACAUACAAGUGUGCGCGAGAGAGAAAGGGGUUAAAAAGGACAUUUGGAGAGUUUCACUAUGGAAGAAACUGAUCAUAGCAGCAGAGAAGUGGAGCGUCAGGAUUCGGGCGAUGAAUCUAGGGCAAUUCUACCCCUGUUGCAGGCUCCUGGAAACCUACUCCCGCACAGAAUAACCAACUUUUACAUCGACAACAUUUUAAGACCAGACUUUGGUCGCAGGAAAGAAGGAUCCAGACGUGAUGAAAUUAAUACAGUUGAGAGAGAAAAUCGCUGUCCAUCGACUCCCGGAUCGGGGCAGGUAGGAGCUCCAGUGUCAGAGGAAGGAACCUCGAGCCCUAACAUAGUAAACGCGUCUAAGAAAACUGAUAUAACCGCGGACGCACCUCUGAAAAUCCGUGCAGAGACUGGAGAUCAGUGCUUAAGCUCAGAUUCGGAUUGCUCGCAAAGUAACGCUUUGCCGUCGAACAAGCCAAUGCUUUGGCCGGCUUGGGUAUAUUGCACAAGAUAUUCCGACAGGCCUUCAUCAGGCCCAAGAUCCCGCAAACCAAAGAAGAAAAAUCCAACCAAGGAAGACAAGCGUCCAAGAACAGCCUUUACAGCGGAGCAACUCCAGAGACUCAAGACUGAAUUCCAGAAUAACCGUUACCUGACGGAGCAAAGGAGGCAAGCUUUGGCACAGGAGCUCGGCCUUAACGAAUCUCAAAUCAAAAUCUGGUUCCAGAACAAAAGAGCAAAGAUUAAAAAAGCUUCGGGGAAUAAAAACACACUUGCAUUACACCUGAUGGCACAGGGACUGUACAAUCAUGCCACAUCAACAAAGGACGACAAUUCGGACAGUGAUUAACGUAAAGACCAGGACAUCUAAAAUGCAAUAAUUCUAAAAAGGGCCAGUGUACAAAAUACCAGCAUUAAAAGGAUAAAAAAAACUUUAUGAGAUAUGAUUCUGCAAUAUUAUAUUAUGUAUAUAUAUAUAUAUAUUUUGUGUACGGUGGUGUAAAACUUUUUCAUUCAGCGUCACUGCUGUACACUGACUGAAACUUCAGAUAGUCUGUGAGGAAAAGUACGCUUUGAUUGACACUUGACGUUGAGCCACAUGUGACCGUGUUUAAUCCAUGCUGAAGUCCAAAGAUUUUUCUGCUGCAUUCAGGCAACUGUGAUUUAAAAUAAAUGGCGAAAUGAUACUUUUAUCUUAUCUUAAUGUUUGUUUGUUUUCAUGUAUAAUUUUGUUUUUUACUCCGGAUGAAUGUUUUACUUUAUUGACUUGAAUUGUUUUACAGAGACAUGGUAUUUAAAAGACAACAUUACAUAUCUGAUUCAGUAUAUUUUAUUUAAAGGUCUGUGAGAACACUAUCCGUCAAGGAUGUCCUAACAUAUUCAGGAAAUAGAUCAGACAUCUGAUCUGAACAUAGCAUAUAGUCAGCAAAACCCGAAAGACAACAUAACACUUCUAAAUGCAAGUACUUGACUUAAUUUGUUGUCUGCUGAACUUAGAUGGGAAUGUACAAUAAAAGUUUCCUCUUCUUUUUUCAAAUGGAAAUCCA
This is a messenger RNA of Myxocyprinus asiaticus (Chinese sucker), 1870 nucleotides long. Its product is annotated as homeobox protein engrailed-2b-like. The record is from RefSeq and is a predicted model, not a curated record. Bases 388 to 1173 code for a protein of 261 amino acids. The transcript has 2 exons. Gene Ontology annotation, biological process: regulation of transcription by RNA polymerase II; neuron differentiation; multicellular organism development. Lineage: Eukaryota; Metazoa; Chordata; Actinopteri; Cypriniformes; Catostomidae. Gene Ontology annotation, cellular component: nucleus. Gene Ontology annotation, molecular function: RNA polymerase II cis-regulatory region sequence-specific DNA binding; DNA-binding transcription factor activity, RNA polymerase II-specific.